CGACUUUAAUUCGGCCUAAUGAAGAAGUGUUCCUCUUGUUUGCCGCAAAGUGGAAUUUCUUGUUUGUUUAUUAUUAUUGUUAUUAGUUCAUUUAUGUGUGUUGUUUUUCCAUAAAAUACAAUUCUACAUUUCAUUUCUUUUGCUCUUGCUCUCUCUCAACAAUUUUCAUGGCAUUUUUCUGAAUCUGUGCGGUAUUAUACUGUGUAUUACAAGAGAGUUGUCGAGAGAAAUUUGAUAAAAAUAAGAAGAGAAGAGAUAGAGAGAAUAAGAUCGUGGACACAGCAAGUCCAUUUCAUAACCAUCACACGAACACGAGUUACACCGAACUGAAGAAAGAGGAAAAAAAAUUAUGAAAAUGAAAAUGUGCUUGUAAAUGUGAUCCAUUAAGAGAGACAAAGGCAGUGUUUGUGCAUCUGGAAACAAAAAUAACAGUUUCGGAAUCGGAAGUGACGGAAAAUAAAUAUGUGCGCGUUCUAAAAGAAUUGGUGAAAAAUUGUAAAUAAAACCCAACAACAACAACGACAAAAUUACAAUAAGUUGGUGACAGCAGUACAAUCGCGUAUAAAUUGUAUGUGCGUUGCAGCAAUAGCAGAAAAUUGUUCUCGAAUAUAAGCAAAGAUAAAAAAGAAACGUUCAGAGAUGAUGUAUCGACCGAAUUUCUACGAAUCGACUUGCUUGCGGUGCAACGAGAUUGUCUAUCAAGUGGAUCGUGUUGGACCGUUAAAAGACUUUACCUUUUUCCAUUCCGGCUGCUUUAAGUGCGUUACCUGCGGCACAAAAUUAACACUCAAAACAUAUUACAAUAAUCAACACAAACAAGAAGACAAAGAGGUCUACUGCAGUUCACACGUACCAAAAAGUGGGCCCGGACAUUUGGACCAGACAUCGGUUGGUAUUCGUCAAGCAUUGAAUGCGCCCAAGUCAAAUAAACCAGUGAAUGAACAGAUUCGCGGUGGAUCCAGAGACAUCGACCUGCAACGUCAAAUCACACCAAAUGGCUAUCAUAACAAUAGGGAUAUUAGUUCACCAUCACAUAAUGACAGCGAUUAUAAGUACGGUCGCUUCGAUGCCAGUGCAUUACACAUCGCCCAUGCACUCAAACAAACGGAAAUCCAAAAAGCAUACAAUAAACGGCGUGAAAAGCCCAUCGAUUACUACCUGGAUCGCGAGGAGCAGGCCCGUUUGGAGAUGAAGCAUCGAAAAGAAGAGGAUGAUUUAUAUAGAAAAUUUGCACGCAAAAGGGAAGAUGAAGAGCGAAAAAUCACCAGCGAAUUGCAAGACGAAUGGGAACGUGAACUAGAACGAUUGGCACAUAAAUUUGAAAAAGAGCUGGCCACAUCACGCCGAAAUCGUGAAGACCAAAACAUUUUGACACUGCGACACGAACAGCAAAAAGAAGAUUUGGAAAAGAAUAUGACAUUGCGAAAAACGAAAAAGAAGGAAAGCCUCACGCGUAAGAUGCUCGAGCACGAACGAUCGGAAACGGCCGCGUUGGUUGAUCGACAAUCAAGUGAAAUGUUGGAAUUGAUUAGCGCUCGUCGCAGUGAAUUCAUGCAAAAUGAAAGCAUUUUCCUGGACGAUGAAUUUAAUGAGACAACACAACCGUUGAUGAGCUAUCCAAGUGUGGCGCCAGCACCACAACCGCCAGCCGUCAGCAAAUUCCAAAUCUACACCGAUCCAAUUGAAUUUGAAGAAGUCGAUCGAAUUGCAAUAUCAGUUGCCCAAGAGGAUCAAAAGACAUUCACCGAUUUGGUGCGACAAUUGGUCGGACGAUGCACAUCAGAUAUUGAGAAGGCUCGAACCAUUUUCCGUUGGAUAACCGUGAAAAAUCUUAACACAAUGCACUUUGAUGAUGAUUUAAGAGGCGACACACCAAUGGGCCUCUUGCGUGGCAUCAAAUUUGGCACAGAAAGUUACCACGUCUUAUUCAAGCGAUUGUGCAGUUAUGCCGGCUUACAUUGUGUGGUAAUCAAAGGAUAUUCGAAAAGUGCUGGCUAUCAGCCGGGCAUUAAAUUCCAUGAUUCACGCUUCCGAAACUCAUGGAAUGCCGUUUAUGUGGCUGGUGCAUGGCGUUUUGUGCAGUGCAAUUGGGGCGCACGUCAUUUGGUCAAUGCAAAAGAGGCACCGAAAUCGGGUCGCGGCAAAAAUGACAGUUUACGCUACGAAUACGAUGAUCAUUACUUCUUAACCGAUCCACGUGAAUUCAUCUACGAAUUCUAUCCACUGCAAAAAGAAUGGCAAUUACUCAAACGUCCAAUCACACUGACCGAAUUUGAAAAUUUACCAUUUGUUCGAUCGCUAUUCUUUCGCUAUGGUUUGCAUUUUGCUGACGAAGGCUAUGGCUCAGUUGUUUAUACCGAUGACACUGGUGCAGCCACCGUACAAAUUGCAAUGCCAAGUGAUAUGCAAGGCUGUCUGAUAUUCCACUACAAUUUGAAAUUCUAUGACAGUGACGAAGAUUCAUAUGACGCCGUUUCACUGAAGCGUUUUGUCAUGCAAUCGGUCAUUGGGAACAUUGUUACGUUCCGCGUGCACGCACCAUGCUCUGGUUCAUUCUUACUAGACAUUUUCGCAAAUGCAGUCACACCACAAGAAUACUUAACCGGCGAACCAAUGAAGUUCAAAUCCGUUUGUAAAUUCAAGAUUUGCUGUGAGGAGUUGCAAACGGUAAUGGUUCCGUUGCCAGACUGCGCCAGCGGUGAAUGGGGACCGACGAAAGCAACACGACUUUUCGGACUCAUUCCAAUCACACAUCAAGGUCCAUUGAUAUUUGCCGGUCGUAUAAUCGAAUUGCAAUUCCGAAUGUCACGACCAUUAACCGAUUUUAUGGCAACACUGCACAAAAAUGGAAUCGAAGAGAAAAAACUAUCGAAAUAUGUAACACACAAUGUGCUCGAUGACAUUGUUACAUUUAGCAUCAAUUUCCCCGAGGAAGGUCAAUAUGGACUGGACAUUUACACCCGCGAGGUUGGCAGUCAUUCUCAUCAAAAUAAUCAUUCAUCUAGUGAAAAGCACUUGUUAACGCAUUGUUGUAAAUACUUAAUCAAUUCAUCGAAACGCAACUGAGAGACAGUAAGAGACAGAGAACACCGUGCUCCCGUUUAUCAUCAUUUCACAUGCGUUUAUUUGUAUAGUAUAUAGUAAAAUUGUUUGUUUUUUUUUCUUUGUUUUUUUUUUGUUCUUUUUUUUUUGUACCAAUAAUAACCUAUCACAUAAUUCAUUUGAUUUGUAUGUAUUUAAAUUGCUUUACUUGACGUUAAUAUUAUGAAAGAAGAACAAAUGAAAGAAAGUAUUAAUCGGACGAAAAAAAUCGAAAUUAAUUAGAGAUGAAAAAAGUGAAAUCAUUGAUUUCAAAUCAAACCCGAGAAGAAUAAACAGCGAUGAGCGAAAUUAUGAAUUUUUCGGAAGGAAUAUUAGUGAAGACCCGUCAGUUUAUGUGCAAAUAAAAACAGAUUAGAAUAUAAUUAUGCGAGAAUCAAUAUCAAUUUACAAAGAGAAUAAAAGUUGAACGAGAUAAAAACAAAACAUGUUACGAUCAUCGUCAUGCGCUAGGUUAGUCACGUCUUAAUUCAUAGUUUAUUCACAAAUCACACCAAAUAGAGAAAAAAAAAACACAACAAUAGCAACAGCAUAAAUAGUUAAUCAAAGCACAUUAGCUUAACUUGAUCAUAUUUACAGCAACGAUCACAAACAGACACUAGUACAAACCUGAUGAAUUUCUUCUAAAUGACAAAUACAAGAUGCAAAAAAAAACACAAUUGAUACUGGUCAAACCAAACCGAGUUAUUUCAACAUCAAAGACAUUCCAUUCACAAUUUUUCAUUGCUAUGCCAAGCAAUAAAUAACAAACAAAAGAAUGGAACUUGAUCCAAUUCCAAGAAAUAUAACAAACACUGACAAUACAUUCCAAAGGGAUACAAAAAAAACACAAAUUAAAUGAUUUGAACAUUCGCAACAACGAGCUAAUUCUUCGUAGUCAACGCUAAAAUAUUAUUGAUAUUCAAAUACAAAAAUUUCCCUGCGAAAAUCAAUAACGGCUAAAAAACAACUUCAAACGAACAUUAAUACUAAACGCUAUAAAUGACCGUAGGUGUAUGCAAACGAAGGAAAUAAAAGCCUUUAAUCAAUGUGCAGAAGAGUCUCCUCCUCUGUUUAUUCUUUGUUUCACCCUAUCUACAAAUUAACUCCAUUCACAAUGACGUCGCAGUUAUUAUUAAUUCGAAACGAUUGAUUCUAUAUUUUUUUCCUUCACCUCUUUCUAUGUUAGAUCAUAGGAUUGAUUCAUUGUCAUCGUCGCCAAAACCACUGAACAGACGAUUCGAUAACGAAUCACACGCUAAUUCACCUAAAUUAAUAGUAUUGAAUUAUGCCGGAUUUGCAAUAAAAAAAAAACUACAUGUCAUAUAAAUCUAUUUAUUAAUGAUGAAAAAAACAAACAAAUAAAUUGCGAAAAUUAAACCAAAGCAAUUGAUUCGCAGUCCAGAAAAAGCCUCAUUCUGCAAUCGAAUCGAUUCGAGCGACGCAAUCGGAUAUUUGAUUCCAUCAAAUCCAUUCUUAUUUCACACUUACCUCGAAUGACAUUCGAUUCCAAUGAGAUAUUUGUUUCGUUUUUUUUUUGUCUCUUGCUAAUUUUUACUAAGUUUAUUCCAAAUACAUAUUAUAUUAUUUAACUCGAAAAUUUCGAAAAUAAAAACAAAACCACGCAAAACCGAUUAUAACGAUUUAUUAUCAAAUAAACCAAAUAUUAAUUUGCAUACGACAAAUUAUGUUCAACACA
This is a messenger RNA of Sitodiplosis mosellana (orange wheat blossom midge), 4777 nucleotides long. It is a transcript of the gene Hil, whose product is annotated as hillarin. NCBI's taxonomy places the organism in Eukaryota, Metazoa, Arthropoda, Insecta, Diptera, Cecidomyiidae. The coding region runs from base 640 to 3066 and encodes 808 amino acids. The record is from RefSeq and is a predicted model, not a curated record. The transcript is spliced from 11 exons.